AUGUGUUGUGUACGGUCAACAGUAGGUGUUGCGUAUGGUCAACAACAGUACGGUCAACAACAUGUGUCGUGUACGGUCAACAACAGGUGUUGUGUACGGUCAACAGGAGGUGUCGUGUACAGUCAACAACAGGUGUCGUGUACGGUCAACAACAGGUGUUGUUUACGGUCAACAGCAGGCGUCGUGUACUGUCAACAGCGGGUGUCGUGUACGAACAACAGUAGGUGUUGUGUACGGUCAACAGGAGGUGUCGUGUACAGUCAACAGCAGGUAUCGUGUAGGGUCAACAACAUGUGUUGUGUACGGUCAACAGUAGGUGUUGCGUAUGGUCAACAACAGUACGGUCAACAACAGGUGUCGUGUACGGUCAACAACAGGUGUUGUGUACGGUCAACAGAAGGUGUCGUGUACGGUCAACAACAGGUGUCGUGUACGGACAACAACAGGUGUUGUGUACGGUCAACAGCAGGUGUCGUGUACUGUCAACAGCGGGUGUCGUGUACGAACAACAGUAGGUGUUGUGUACGGUCAACAGGAGGUGUCGUGUACGGUCAACAGCAGGUAUCGUGUACGGUCAACAACAUGUGUUGUGUACGGUCAACAGUAGGUGUUGCGUAUGGUCAACAACAGUACAGUCAACAACAGGUGUCGUGUACGGUCAACAACAUGUGUUGUGUACGGUCAACAGGAGGUGUUGUGUACGGUCAACCGCAGGUGUCGUGUACUGUCAACAGCGGGUGUCGUGUACGAACAACAGUAGGUGUUGUGUACGGUCAACAGGAGGUGUCGUGUACGGUCAACAGCAGGUAUCGUGUACGGUCAACAACAUGUGUUGUGUACGGUCAACAGUAG
This is a messenger RNA of Ylistrum balloti, 852 nucleotides long. RefSeq lists its product as uncharacterized. The coding region runs from base 1 to 852 and encodes 283 amino acids. The record is from RefSeq and is a predicted model, not a curated record. Lineage: Eukaryota; Metazoa; Mollusca; Bivalvia; Pectinida; Pectinidae. The transcript has a single exon.